Leguminivora glycinivorella is the source of this 1487-nucleotide messenger RNA. Its product is annotated as derlin-1-like. Gene Ontology annotation, cellular component: endoplasmic reticulum membrane; Hrd1p ubiquitin ligase ERAD-L complex. The record is from RefSeq and is a predicted model, not a curated record. Gene Ontology annotation, biological process: endoplasmic reticulum unfolded protein response. NCBI's taxonomy places the organism in Eukaryota, Metazoa, Arthropoda, Insecta, Lepidoptera, Tortricidae. Gene Ontology annotation, molecular function: ubiquitin-specific protease binding; misfolded protein binding. The coding region runs from base 241 to 966 and encodes 241 amino acids. The transcript is spliced from 5 exons.
AGUGUCUGUGGAAUGAUGAUGUAGCGCAGUGAUUAAACAAUAAUAAAAUAUAAAUAAUAUUCAAUUAAUUGAGCACGAAAUUUGUCAAAUAGUGACACGUAUGUGGUGACAUCAUUUUAAGUUAUCACCAAUAGUGUAUUUACAUGUAAUCGGCGUAAACUUAAGCAUAAAAAGUGCAUACAAACUCGAUAUCCUACAUUUGUUUAUCUUACCCAGAGCGCUGUAUAAGAAUAAGUAAAAAUGACUGAAUUUAGUGAGUUUUACUAUGGAAUACCAUUCUUUACCCGAUAUUGGUUGUCUGCUACUGUAGUGCUCAGUAUUUUUGCCAAAUUCGGUUUCUUUAACCCGUUCAAUUUGAUUUUAUUAUGGACGCCGUUCUAUACACAGUUCCAAAUAUGGAGACCCCUAACAGCCCUCUUCUAUUUCCCACCAAGCUUCCCGUUCCUCGUGAACUGCUACUUCCUGUACAGCUACUCGGAGCGCCUGGAGACGGGCAUGUUCGCGGGCAAGCCGGCCGACUACUUCACCAUGCUGGUGUUCAACUGGCUUGUGUGCGUUGUUAUUGGGUUCUUGAUUAAUAUGCCGCUACUCAUGAUCCCGAUGGUGAUCUCAGUCCUCUAUGUGUGGUGUCAGCUGAAUAAGGAUGUAAUUGUCACCUUCUGGUUUGGGACGAGGUUCCGCGCCAUGUAUCUACCGUGGGUGCUGUUCGCGUUCAACCUUAUUGUCAGCGGAGGUGGGAUCGCGGAGUUCAUCGGUAUCCUGGUGGGCCACCUGGCCUUCUUCCUACUCUUCAAGUAUCCCCAGGAGUUCGGCGGCCCCACGCUACUCUCGCCACCAGCUAUUGUGCGCAAAUGGUUCCCAAACUCCCGAACAACAGUGACCGGUUUCGGGCGCCCCGAGCCAGCCCGCAGCCCCGUCCAGGGGCAACGCAACUGGGGUACCGGCUACACGCUUGGAGGCAACUGAGGCUGAUUGGCCGUUCACCCUUGAAGUCUAACGCUAUUGGUCGGUUUAAAUCGCCUGGGUGUCUCUGAUUGGUGGUUUAUGCUUGCCGGUCUGACAGUAUUGGUCUGUUUAUACUUAUACCGACUGGUUUUCCUCUGAUUGGUCGUUUAUUUAAGUUGGUUUAAUGUUAUUGGGCGAUUUAAACGGAUUGGAUAUGUAAGUAAAGAAUACCUACUAUGAAGCGUAGAGUAAAAGAGUCGGACCAACCGAGUUAGCAGCGAUUUUGAUAACAAAACCUAUGCCAGUAUUUUUUUUAUGUCAAACUUAUAUUAUGACGUUUAUAAUAACACUUGUAUAUUAUUUGCUACCAAUGUCGCUGCCGAUGUAGUUUGGUUGCUUUACAGUUAGAGCUCCCUACUUUACAACUUUAUUUUAUUUAUUUAUUUAAUCUUUAUUGUACACAAAGAAAAACUUAUAUCCAGGUCUCUUUAAAGCAAGAGUAAAUAGGUAUCUCAUAGGUAAGCGUGAUCCACCGUAGACCG